GUUUGUGGUGGUGGUGGUGGUGAUGGUGUGUGUCUGUGCGUAUGGUGUGUGGUGUGGCAUGUGUGUGUGCUGGUGCAUGUGGUGUGUGUGUAUGUGUGACUAAAAAGCCCUUGAAGGCUCAGUACUAGAUCCUUGGCUGACCUGCCUGACAGACAUCAGUCCUGAGAGAAGUCUAAGUGCAGUUAAUCAUUUGUAACAGGUCUAAUUCCUUACUAGGCACAGGCUCCCUCCUUUCCAAGCUGGUCCACUCCGUAGAUCUGCCCUCAAGCCUUCUCUAGUGCUGCUAAGUGCUACCCUCUCUGCCCAGAUCUGAGGUCUGCAGGCUUCCUCCCCUCUGGAAGCCGCUCCUUCAUCCUCCCACAUUCUGAUCUUAGCUCCAAGUCCAAGAGCAGGGACAGACAAAGCCAGAGGAUGCUGUAGGCUCAGGAUGCUUGAUAAUGGCUUACUCUCCUGUCUGCGUUCUCCCAGAGGCUCUGUUGGUCACCCAACAGAUGUAGCCCAGGCCACUAUCCAUGGGCAAUGAGCAUGUGAGCCUCACUUCCUUAGACCACAUUAACAGGGCAAACUGAGCAAAUGUGUGAUUGCGGUCUCUUGGCCUCUCGGAGUGUAGGCCUGAUCAUUUUGUAGGAAAGGAAGUUAAAUGGAUCUUCUUCCAGGGUUUUCUAAAGGAGGAUGAGGAUGCUGCCCACCGUCCAGGCUGUAGCAUGUGCACUGGCCUGCCAAGCACCACAAGUUUCGUUGAUGAUUGAGAUGCCUGGUGCUGUGGCCAUUUAGCCCAUAGGUUGUGAGUCUGGCCACUUUCCGUUACAUACAUGUAAAGGCAUGCUCUUGCUUGGAUUCAGGGGUUGGGAGAGCACCCAUGGAGGGUACUGCUGAGCUCUCCAGCCUUGGAGGAAGACACAGGUACAGAAGCCAGGCAUGAGAGCUGGGUGGUGUGGGAAGAGAAGGCUGCUGCUCCUGUGGUCCUAAGCAGUGUGGAUGGACACUUCUGCCCCUCCCUGGCUAUGCCACUCUCAGGGUUGGGAGAAGAGAGCUUCUUCAAAUCAGGGAGGCUCCCUUCCAGUGUUAUGACUGCCCAGCUCCUGGCUGGGAGUCCUCUCCCUACACUGAGCGGCCAUCAAAGACCCAAGAAAGAAAGUGAGACUUAGAGAACUGGAGAACUAGCGUGAGACUCAGGAGAUGGGACAUGAUUCUAUCUCCAAUGCCUGGGCCCAGUGAGUUCUGUGGCGGGGAGCCGUCGGGGAGUUGCUUACCCAUGUGCAGUGGCGUGCCCACAGGACCCGCACACACACUGUAGGGUGAGGGAUAGGGCAUCCUAUGGGUAGCAUGCUCACAGGAUUCUCUUGACUGCCGUUUGGCUAGUCUAGAGUACCCAGAAUGGCAUGGUCUCGGGGUCCUCGAGUAUGAUGCAGGGUGAGUUCUAGGCUCUGGCUGUGAUGUGAUAAGGGUGACGCAGCUGGUGAAGAAGCCAGCCACCCAGGCUGGGGCCUUUGGCCCAGUCAUGUGCUCACUGUGUGACAGUGAAAUUUAGCUUCGUUUUCCUUGCCAGUCAGCUAGUGGGUAAUGAUACUUCCCCGCAAGGCAGUAGGGAAAGAUCAUGAAAGUUAACGUAUGUGGAUGUGUUACACAUGCUGUAUAAACACAAGAAGCAGCGCCUACACAGUGCCUCCCAUGUAAUAUGAGGAGGGGGGGGGAGCAAACCGGUUGGCACAGACUAUAUGUUUCUUAUUAGUUUAAAACAGAGCGCACACACACAAACACACUCUCCCCCUCACGCUGGCUCACAGCGUGAUGACAACCAUGUUGAUGUGAUUGAAAGCUGGCGGGAUGACUUUUCACGGCUUCCCCACUACUGGGGCAGGAAUGGUCCCCUCGGGGAUUCCGGAGCAUCUGGCAGGUUUUCAGACUUGGGGGGGGGGAGUCACGUGGGCAGAACGGUGUGCCUACCUACUAUGUGCUUGCACACUGUCCUUGAGGGAGCUCACGUGCUGUGCCAUGCUCAUCAGCUGAAAGCAGGCCUCUGUUUCUUCCCAGCUGGCUGGCAUUGUUUAUGCAGUAGGCUUUUACCAAGUACCUCAUUCAGAUAUGAGGGUCACAGCAGGGGACUAGACCUGGGCUUCCCUUUCAUUCCUAAGGCUUUGUGGAGAGGAAGACAUUUAGGGUCCAUAGGGAAAAUCAAAGCCAUUGAGGGGUCUGCUCCUGCCUGGGCCAAACACUGCAGUGUCACAAGGUGGCCUAUGCCUCAGUCACUAGAGCAUCGACUGCCCCCUUCCCCCCAUCCCAGGGGGGAGCUUUCAUGAGCACAUUGCAGGCACCCGCUCCCUGUUCUUUCUGCAGCCUCAGUUGGGUCUUAAGCACCUUGGGUACCCAGAGUUGCCACACUCGGAAUCACCAUGAUUUCUAACUUCACAAACAGCCGUGUGAAUGUGGCAGCGGUGACCAAAAGCCCAUCCCUGUCCACACCAGCCACAGAGGGACUGUUCUUACUCAUUCUGCUGACUGCUGAAGUUCGAAUUGGGGAAACCACUGGCUAACCCUGGGCCUCGGUUCUCUGGUCACUGAAAUGUGACAGCCACUCUCAAUUCAGAUGGCAUCCACCAUCAUAAAAUGACACAAAAGCUCACUAGCCCCAUCACCCUCAGCUCUGGUCACACGCCACUGUUCCCGGGCAUACCUUCGUUCUUUCAGGGUUUCAAGCAAUUACUCUCCAGAUAUUUUUGGGGUAUCCCGACUGUGUUCCCAGUGGUGUUUUAGUGCCUGGGUUAGGGCAUCAGUAGAUGUAGUCCAAAUCCUGAUGUUAAAAAGCUUGGUGCCCUAUUUACUUUUCUUUCUUUUUUUUUUUUUUCCGGAGCUGGGGACCGAACCCAGGGCCUUGCGCUUCCUAGGCAAGCGCUCUACCACUGAGCUAAAUCCCCAACCCCGCCCUAUUUACUUUUCUAUUGCUGUGACUUAUCACCAUGACCAUGGCAACUUAAAAAAAUAAAAAGUUUAAUUUGGGGCUCUAAGUUCCAGAGGGUUGGAAUCCAUGAGCAGUGUGGCAAGGAGCGUGGCAGCAGGCAGCCACGGAACUAAGUGGGGCAGUGACUGACAGCUCACAUCCUGAGACACCAGGAAUGAUGGGAGUCUUUUGAAACCUCAAAGUCAGCUUCCGGUGACACACCUCCUGAUCCUUCCUCCACAGGUCUACCAACGAAGGAUCAAGUAAAGCAGUCAAAUGUAUAAGCCUACGGGGGACAUGCUCAUUGAAGCCAGCACAUCAGGUGAAGCCUGGAACAAGACUUUAAAGGGUUUCUGGUCUUCCAUGCUGCUCACUAGAAAAGAGGCCCUGAACUGUACUCUCCCUGUAGCUGACUAGAAGUGUUUCUGGCCCAGCUGGAAGUGAGAAGAGGGGGCUGAACCCCCUGAAGACCAUCCUAGAGGCGGUGGCAUCAUCCAACAAUCCUCCAUGUGAAUCAAUCCCAUGAUGCAACAUGCCUCCCCAGCCCCAGCUCUGACAAUGAUGGCCACGCAGAAUGUCCCUCCCCCACCCUACCAGGACAGCCCCCAGAUGACAGCAACUGCCCAGCCACCUUCCAAGGCCCAGGCUGUUCACAUCGCAGCACCCUCAGCCACCGCCAGCACACCUGUGCCCAGUGCCCCCAUUGAUCCCCAGGCCCAGCUUGAAGCAGACAAGCGAGCUGUGUACAGGCACCCUCUUUUCCCGCUCCUGACGCUGCUGUUUGAGAAAUGUGAACAGGCCACCCAGGGCUCAGAGUGCAUCACCUCCGCCAGCUUUGAUGUGGACAUCGAGAACUUUGUCCACCAGCAGGAGCAGGAACACAAACCCUUCUUCAGCGAUGACCCAGAACUGGACAAUCUGAUGGUGAAGGCGAUCCAGGUCCUGAGGAUCCACCUGCUAGAGUUGGAAAAAGUCAAUGAACUCUGCAAGGACUUUUGCAACCGUUAUAUCACCUGCCUCAAAACCAAGAUGCACAGCGAUAACCUGCUCAGGAAUGACCUCGGGGGGCCCUACUCCCCCAACCAGCCCUCCAUAAACCUUCACUCACAGGACCUCCUGCAGAAUUCCCCCAAUUCCAUGUCUGGAGUCUCCAAUAACCCCCAGGGAAUUGUGGUCCCAGCCUCAGCACUCCAGCAGGGCAACAUCGCCAUGACAACCGUCAACUCACAAGUCGUGUCAGGUGGAGCCUUAUAUCAACCGGUUACCAUGGUAACCUCCCAGGGUCAGGUGGUCACCCAAGCAAUCCCCCAGGGAGCCAUCCAGAUCCAGAACACACAGGUUAACCUUGACCUCACCUCCCUCCUGGACAAUGAGGAUAAGAAGUCCAAGAACAAACGAGGAGUCUUGCCCAAGCAUGCCACCAAUAUAAUGCGUUCUUGGCUCUUCCAGCAUCUCAUGCACCCCUACCCAACCGAAGAUGAGAAGAGGCAGAUUGCAGCCCAGACAAACCUCACCCUCCUGCAAGUAAACAACUGGUUCAUCAAUGCCAGGAGGCGCAUCCUGCAGCCCAUGCUUGAUGCCAGCAACCCAGAUCCUGCUCCCAAAGCCAAGAAAAUCAAGUCUCAGCACCGGCCCACCCAAAGAUUCUGGCCCAAUUCCAUUGCUGCUGGAGUCCUGCAGCAGCAGGGUGGCACCCCAGGGACGAACCCUGAUGGUUCCAUCAACUUGGACAACCUGCAGUCCCUGUCCUCAGACAAUGCCACCAUGGCCAUGCAGCAGGCAAUGAUGGCUGCCCAUGAUGACUCCUUGGAUGGGACAGAAGAAGAGGAUGAAGAUGAUAUGGAGGAGGAGGAAGAGGAGGAGGAGGAGCUGGAGGAGGAGGAGGCUGAUGAGCUACAGACAACAAAUGUCAGCGACCUGGGCUUGGAACACAGUGACUCCCUGGAGUAGUCAGGCAGCCCAGAUGGCAUUGGUCACCGGGCAGGAAAGGAGUGUCAUCAGGAGGGUUCAGGGUGGGGGGAAGGGAAUAUGGGCAGGCAGCAUUAAGAAAGUUGGGCCCUAGCUUCCCCGGAAUCAUAGCUUGAAGAAAUGCAGAGACACCCUGUUCCUUUCCAACCACCAAGCUUCAGUGAAAACCUAGUCCCAGACCCUCAGACUGCAGUGCACUCCAUUGCCGGGGGCCAGUCAAACAGCCUGUGAAGAAAGACAGCUUGAGAUCUGGACUCACCACAAACCGGAGGACAGAUGACACCCGUGGCUCCACACGGAAAAGGACUUGAGUUGUUUACAAGCCCUGCCCUGUGAGGUGGACAGGCGCUAUUUGCAGAGUGGACCUUUGCUAAGGGGCAGACUUGGGAGGGAAGGAUGAGAGAGAAGGGGUCUAACAUUUUCCCCCAGGAGAAUCUGAGCUCCCUUGAAAGACACUCAUGGACAGGAGGGAGCCUAAAUGCAUAACCAGUGGCCAGAGGAGUAGGAGGGCCUGAGACAACACCACACACUGCCUAUCAGAGUGAGACAUGGAUGGCACAGGGCUCCAACUUGCCCUGCCGGGGCCCUGUCUCUUAGCACAGUGGCCAUGGACUAAGGAGAGGGGGAAGGAAACCAAAGAGACUCCUUCUUCCUCUCUCUCGGAAAUAUAUUGUCGGUGGGUCCACCCUGAAGAGGUUAAAAGCAACUCUCCAUCUGGGUCAGCUCUAGGACCAAGCAGGCGGCAGAACCUGGAUCGGGAGCCAUAUUAAGAUGACUCUGGGGAUCGCAGCAGUCCCUAAGUGAUCACAUCACAGCUCCUGUAACAGUAGGACAUGAUAUCUUAUGAGAUGCUCCUACCCUCAGUGGAGUUCUUCAGAAACCCAGCCUCCUCCAUAAGCCUUGAGAGAGGUGGGGCCAGGGAUUCUUUUCACUCCGCAGGUCUCCGUGCAACCCUCUGCUCCCAAGCUGGCACUACCAGCUUCUGGCCGCCUCCUUCAUUCUAUUCUCCAGAGAAGGCAGAAGAAACAGUGGAAAGCAUUAUCCCAAUGGGAAGCCAGGGUCUGAAGAAGGUGCUACUGCUCUUCCCUUCGGUACCCAACAUGGCAGAGGAUAUAGCGCACAGCUAAUCUGUACACGCCAUUGUGCUUGGCGCUGGAGGAACUGGGGCAGCCUGGGAGGAAGCUUCCUACCAUCUGCCCUCAUACACACCCUCCAAGCCCAGCAUGGAGGAUCCAGGAUUGGCAUCUGCUGCUCCUGUCCCCUCCCACCCUAUGGCUGUGAAAGACAGGACUGACCACACGUGUGUUUUCCAUUGGGUUUAAUGUGACGGAUGUGCAGUUUCAUUUGUAAAUGUGCAUUGGCCAUCUCCUUCAGUGCUGGGAUGUGAACGGCUAUCUGGCUCAACCAGAGGGGACCCUUGGGACCUUCUGAGCCUUCUCCUCCUCUACCUGGUUGGGUGGAGCAAAAGGAUAGUCACUUUUCUGAGGUCUCCCGGAAAUGAAUGUAUUUCUCCCCCAAAAGAGCUGAUAUUUAAUGUUUUACUAGGGAUUUUUGAGAAACAAAUAACCUUAUUUAUAAUCUGGGUGAUCCAAUCAUUUUUUUACUCCCCUUUGAUGCCAUACCUAGAGGAAAGGCAGGCUUUUUGGCGUGAGACUUUUGCAACCUGCAGUGGGAUAACACAUUUCCUCUUCUGGUUCAUUUUUCUUGUUAAAAUGCAUACAUCCACACAUAAACCCUUCCACUCAGCACCGUGACAAGCUCCCUACUCAGCACGGACGUGUGUGCAUACGUGCACAUGGAUACACAUGCCUUCAUCUCCCUCCCAGCCCCUUUCACCUGCCCCAUGUUAUGCAACCUCCUUCUGAUGUAUCCACCAAACCAGUACUGAAUGUGGCCGCGGAUUUCCAGUAAACCUUGUCACCUACCGAAA
Rattus norvegicus (Norway rat) is the source of this 6836-nucleotide messenger RNA. The record is from RefSeq and is a predicted model, not a curated record. Lineage: Eukaryota; Metazoa; Chordata; Mammalia; Rodentia; Muridae.